Messenger RNA from Argiope bruennichi, 4759 nucleotides. Its product is annotated as BMP-binding endothelial regulator protein-like. The record is from RefSeq and is a predicted model, not a curated record. Gene Ontology annotation, molecular function: protein binding. The transcript is spliced from 16 exons. Bases 539 to 2590 code for a protein of 683 amino acids. NCBI's taxonomy places the organism in Eukaryota, Metazoa, Arthropoda, Arachnida, Araneae, Araneidae.
UCGCUCUCUCGCUCAACCAACCAACUUAUAAAACCCGCUCUUUAAAAGUGCUCCGAGGCACUCAGCGCUAGUAACAGUUUAGCGGAUUGGUCAGCGAAGAUUCGUACUGGUCAACACCGACCGUCUUUCCCUCGCCUCUCUCUCAAACAAACAAACAAAUAAAUGGCAUCGCUUUCACGUGCAGCAUAACUGACCAGCUGAUCGGAAAUUUCAAAUUUAAACUGACCGUGCUUUUGUUUACCGAUCAGUUGUAUUGCAUGAAAGGAAACUGUUAUUUUCUUGCUUUGGAGAUUUAAUUUUGCUGUUUUUCUCCCUUUCUCACCUUUCUUUUUUUUUUCGGUUAAUUUCUUUCCCACUGUUUUUUAAUUUUUUUCUUUUAUUUAUUUAUUUUUUCUUUCGAUAGUGCCGUGGUUUUGCCACGAGCCGCAAGCGUGCUAAAUAGAUUCUAUUUGUUGUGUUGUUUGUUGUGAAGCGAGCAAGACGUACGAGCGUGUUGUUUUGUAACAUUCGCGCGUUAAAAGCGCUUUGGUUUCUUUCCAUGCGUGCGAAUGAAAAAAAGAAACUCGCGAUGAACUCCGUGAUUGUUAUUGUUUGUCUCAUUUUGACAACUUUCGAUGGAUCUUAUGGAAGCGGUCUCAAUGGAGGUUCUCCCGUAUUUUGCGACAAAGAAGGCGUAGAAGUGGAUAUACCUUGGAUAUCUUCAGAUCCAUGCAUCAGUUGCAAGUGUCAAGCGAAUAAACAAGUGAAAUGUGACCGAGAAAUAUGCCCAAACCAGCAUAAAUCUUGCUAUUUAUUACUCUUUGGACAAGAAAAGAAGUCUUGUUGUGAUAUGUGUAAAAAAUGUACUUACAAUGGAAAGGAUUACGAAAAUGGAGCUGAAUGGGCAGAUAUUGAAGAUCCAUGCAAAAGACUGUCGUGCCAGGGUGGAAUUGUGACAGAAACAACUGUUCAUUGUUACACGCCCUGUAGAAGUCCCCUUCCACCAGAGCCAGGAACAUGCUGCCCAAUUUGCCCAGAAUGUGUUACAAAAGAUUCUAAAGAAGGCGACAUUGACUUGGCAUUGCCUCAAACAGAUCCAUGCGUAACUUGCACAUGUCUGGGUAACAGUAGUUCCUGUUCGAAAAAGGCUUGUCCUGUUUUACCAUGUCCUCCAUCAAAGUAUAUUUAUAAACGAGGAAUGUGUUGUCCCGAAUGUGCUGGAAAUAGGAGACUGUUCAAUAUGGAUGGCAAAUGCUUCUUAGGAAUGCAAGUUUACAAGACUGGUGAUAUCUUUCAGAAGGAUCCAUGUACACUCUGCACUUGCAAUUACUCGACUAUUUUCUGUGAAAGGAGAUCUUGUCCACCUCUUGAAUGCAGACCGGAGCAUCAGAUCACUGAUGAAGAAGAAUGUUGUCCGCGCUGCGCGGAUCCGGAAGAGAAAAAAGCUGUGUGCAUGAUCAAUGGAAAAAUCCAUGAAGAUGGCUAUCGAUGGCAGAUGGAAAAAUGUACUCAAUGUAUUUGUAGAGACGGACAGGUACAUUGUGCUGUGGAACCUUGUGAGACUCAGAUCGUUUGUCCGGCUGGACAUACAUUGAAGACAAAGCCUGGAGACUGCUGUCCCUCUUGCGUUGAAGACGAUGGAGUGUGUACAGUAUUUGGCGAUCCUCAUUAUAGAUCUUUCGAUGGCAAAAUCUUUAAUUAUCAAGGCUCUUGCAAAUAUAUUCUAGCCAAAGACUGCACAAAUCGUUCUUUCUCAGUGGAAGUACUCAACGAGGCCCGUUACUCCAAAGAAUACUCAUGGACAAAAUCGAUCACUAUUAAGGCUAAUGGUACAAAAAUCCGACUUGGGCAAUAUAUGAAAAUCCAUGUUAAUCAUAAGCCAGUAAAACUGCCUUAUAUUGAAUUAGGAGUGCUGUCAGUCUUUCAAGAAGAGCGCAAUGUUUUAGUUCGAACUAAUCUUGGUAUGAAGGUCCUAUGGGAUGGAAAUAGUUACUUGGAAGUAUCUGUGCCAUCUUAUUUCAAAGAUCAUCUGUGUGGUUUGUGCGGUAACUACAAUGGUGAUCCUAAAGACGACUUCAAAACUAAAAAUGGACGCUUAGUCAACACGGCAGAAGAUUUCGGAAAUUCUUGGAGAGUUGGAAAAAUGAAACGUUGUGUCAUGUCUCAACCCUCUACACCAGACAUCACAAGAAAAUGGAAUAAUGAGGUUCAUGUUAGAGCAAUGAGAGAAUGCAACGUUUUGAAAUCGCCCAUCUUCAAACCUUGCCACAAAAAAGUCAGCGCAGUUCCGUACUACAAUUCAUGUUACCUUGAUGCUGGAGAAUGUAGACCCCGAGAUCGGUGCUACUGUGAGUCUCUCACAGCCUAUGCCAGACAGUGUGCUCGUGCUGGACAACAACUAGGUGACUGGAGAAGUUCAACGGGAUGUGACGGAAUGCGAUGCGGAAACGGUCAGCUAUAUAUGAACUGCGCCCCAGCUUGCCGUCGCACUUGCAAGAAGCCCAAGAGAGAUAAGUCCUGCCGGAGGCAGUGCCGACCGGGCUGCUACUGCCCUCCUGGUACUGUGUGGCACAGGAAGAGGUGCAUACCACUGGACGAAUGCCCCUCUUAAAGGAAAAACAUCUCUCACAAACUGCUUCCGUGAAGUGGUGCGUCAAUUUGGAUUGUGAACAACACAUCGCUGGCCGAACGCGGAAUUUUGUUUUCUUUUCAGCUUUAAGUUACCAAAUCGCCAUUACCGCACCAGAAUACGGCUGAAUACUUUGCUAGGAAGAUGUUGAAACUUUUUUUUUAACUUAUCGAACUUUUUAUGUUCUUAGAAAGAAAUGAUCGAUUGCCGUUUUGGAUAAACGGAGUGCUUGUUUUUGUCUAUUCUUUCUUUUGUUGGUCACUGUGAACAGAUACAUCAAACUCGGUGAUGACAAGAAAAAUUCCACGCUUCGUUUUAGCUAUUUCUGAAACAAUUUCAUUUUUAUAGUCUAGCCAUCAUUUUUUGAAUGCCAAAUUAUAGUGAGAGUUACUGAUCAUGUUCGUGCAUCAACAUUAUUAAAGACAAAAUUCUUCGUGUUACAGAUUUGUCAUGUUCAAACAAAGUAAGCUUCACUACAUGUCAUUAUUUUGUUAAUGCUUCUUUCCUAGCUUCAUGGUCUAGAACUUUCCCCUAAUUUUCAGAAUUAAGAAAAUGCUAAAUAUCUUCAUAAAAAAUUUUUUUAAUAAAAUAAGUUCUAUCAUUUCUCGAAUGGUUCAAAACUAGGAAGAAAACAAAGAUACAAAUUUGUUGGCAAUUCUAAAAAAAAUAGAACGUGCGGGGUUUUUUUUUUUUUUUCACAUGAAUAUUUAUUUUUAGAAAGUUAAAAAGAGCAUAUAAAAAAAAUUUUCGUUUCUUUUUUCUUUAUUGAAGAAAGGUUUUGAAUUUAAAAAUCUGAAGUCAUAGCAUUUUUUAAAGGUUGAGUCCUAAAAACUAUUCGCUCAUAUUUAUGAAUUUGAUUAAUAAUAUAAAAAGAAUAACAUAUGUGACCAUUAUGUUAAGUAAGACAAAAACAUUGUUAAACUUUCAGAAUUUUUUUAAAAAUCGCAAAUUAAGAAUGAAAAAAAAAAGUACAGAAUAAAUAUAUUUGUACAUUUCUUUACCACUUAUGCAUUUUACUAAUAUUUGACUCUGUUUCAUGGUCAUAGUUUCCUCUUAAUACUACUUUCAGAAAAUGGACCGUCAAACCUUGGAAAAUAUCUUAUCUGAACAAUUCAGAUUGAUCCACAAUGUAAUCUAUAUAUAAUAUCAAUUUAGAUGGGAAAACGAAUAACACUAAAUUAGAAAAGUAUUUCAUCAGGGCGAAUGUCUAUGCUUAUCUAAUUCUUAUAGCUUCACUGAUUAACUUACAAAAUAAUUAAUGACAGAAUAACACUAUAUAGUAUGGAGGUGGAACACAUAUAAAUGGAUUUUACAAGAUUUGUUCGUACACGUUUGAAUGAAUGUCCUUAAAAUGAAAAUUGAGCUGAAAAUAAAUUUAUAUACGCCUAUCAUAUUUCUGGAAAUUCAGAAUUUCUUCACUUUGUGUUAUAAUUCUAUAUGCAUCCAAAAAAAAAAAAAAAAAAAAAAAUGUGAACUCUCUUAAAAAAAUUCACUGAGGUCAACAAACUACCUUGUAACUUUACCUUUUUUUAAAAAGAAUUUCUAUUACCAGUAUUUAAAAUGCGAGGUUCAUUACAAGAUUUAUUCUCUCUAUUAAUAUAAUUCCAUGUUCGUAUUGAGGAAGGAUGAUGGAAAAAAGUUUUCUCAGACGAUGAAUACACAAAACGAUCUACCGCUCCUGUAUAAGGUAGAAAGUAUAACCGAAGAAUAUAAAAGAUUCUUUGCUAACAGAAAGAGAAACAUAAUUCAAAAACUGAAUAGAUGCACAUUGCAAAGGAGUACAAUGAAGUAGUCAUGGGUGACAAUCAUUGCAUCUGCUUGAAGAUUAGCGACAUUUUUGUUUUAUUUUUCCAGCUGGCCUGGAACAUCAUUUGAAUUGGUGAAUACUGAAAUUACUGAUCUCUUUAUCUAUUAAAUGUGGAUGUAUGUGUUGCUUUUGCGAUUUAUGUAUUACUUAUUAUUCAUACUGUGCAAGUCUUUACGUGUUGAUUUAUUGUAUGAAUUGUCUCUUGUGUGAAAAUCAUAUAUUUUUGUUUUUUAAGCAUCAUUGUGACGUCUAAGCAUUGAUGCUACAUCUUUCUCUUUUCUUGUUUUGUUAUUUAUUUUUCUUACAGCCAUAAUAUCGCUUAUGAAAUAAACUUUAAGUAUUUA